Messenger RNA from Epinephelus fuscoguttatus (brown-marbled grouper), 3223 nucleotides. RefSeq names its product myosin heavy chain, fast skeletal muscle-like. The transcript is spliced from 20 exons. Gene Ontology annotation, cellular component: myosin complex. The record is from RefSeq and is a predicted model, not a curated record. Bases 146 to 3223 code for a protein of 1025 amino acids. Lineage: Eukaryota; Metazoa; Chordata; Actinopteri; Perciformes; Serranidae.
CUGAGGAAAGGUGCGAAGGGCUCAUUAAGAGCAAGAUCCAGCUCGAGGCCAAACUCAAAGAGACAGCUGAGAGACUGGAGGAUGAAGAGGAAAUGAAUGCUGAGCUGACUGCCAAGAAGAGGAGAGACUGGAGGAUGAAGAGGAAAUGAAUGCUGAGCUGACUGCCAAGAAGAGGAAACUGGAGGAUGAAUGCUCUGAGCUGAAGAAAGACAUUGAUGACUUGGAGCUCACCUUGGCUAAAGUGGAGAAGGAGAAACAUGCCACGGAAAACAAGGUGAAAAACCUGACAGAAGAGAUGGCAUCUCAAGAUGAGACCAUUGCCAAGUUGACUAAGGAGAAGAAAGCCCUCCAAGAGGCCCACCAGCAAACACUUGAUGAUCUCCAGGCAGAGGAAGACAAAGUCAACACUCUGACCAAGGCCAAGACAAAGCUGGAACAGCAAGUGGACGAUCUCGAGGGAUCUCUGGAGCAAGAGAAGAAGCUCCGCAUGGACCUUGAGAGAGCCAAGAGAAAGCUUGAGGGAGAUCUGAAACUGGCCCAGGAAUCCAUAAUGGAUCUGGAAAAUGACAAGCAACAAUCUGAGGAAAAACUAAAGAAGAAGGACUUUGAGACCAGCCAGCUCCUCAGCAAAAUUGAGGAUGAACAGUCUCUUGGUGCUCAGCUUCAGAAGAAGAUCAAGGAACUCCAGGCUCGCAUUGAGGAGCUGGAGGAGGAGAUUGAGGCUGAGAGGGCUGCUCGUGCUAAGGUGGAGAAGCAGAGGGCUGACCUCUCCAGGGAGCUUGAAGAGAUCAGCGAGAGGCUUGAGGAGGCUGGUGGAGCAACAGCCGCUCAGAUUGAGAUGAACAAGAAGCGUGAGACUGAGUUCCAGAAGCUGCGUCGUGAUCUUGAAGAGUCUACCUUGCAGCAUGAAGCCACCGCAGCAGCUCUCCGCAAGAAGCAGGCUGACAGUGUUGCAGAGCUGGGAGAGCAGAUUGACAACCUCCAGCGUGUCAAGCAGAAGCUGGAGAAGGAAAAGAGCGAGUACAAGAUGGAGAUCGAUGACCUCUCCAGCAACAUGGAGGCUGUUGCUAAAGCAAAGGCCAAUCUGGAGAAAAUGUGCCGAACUCUUGAAGACCAACUAAGUGAAAUCAAGUCCAAAAAUGAUGAGAAUGUUCGUCAGCUGAAUGACUUGAGUGCACAGAGGGCCAGACUGCAAACAGAGAAUGGUGAGUUUACGCGCCAGAUUGAGGAGAAAGAAGCUCUCAUUUCCCAGCUGACCAGAGGCAAACAGGCCUUCACUCAGCAGAUUGAAGAGCUUAAGAGACACAUUGAGGAAGAAGUGAAGGCCAAGAACGCCCUGGCCCAUGCUGUUCAGUCAGCCCGUCAUGACUGUGAUCUGCUCAGAGAGCAGUUUGAGGAGGAGCAGGAGGCCAAGGCUGAGCUGCAGCGUGGAAUGUCCAAGGCCAACAGUGAGGUGGCUCAGUGGAGAAGCAAAUAUGAGACUGAUGCUAUCCAGCGCACUGAGGAGCUGGAGGAGGCCAAGAAAAAGCUUGCCCAGCGCCUGCAGGAUGCUGAGGAAUCCAUUGAGGCUGUGAACUCCAAGUGUGCCUCUCUGGAGAAGACCAAACAGAGGCUGCAGGGUGAGGUGGAGGACCUCAUGAUUGAUGUGGAGAGAGCUAAUGCUCUGGCUGCCAACCUUGACAAGAAGCAGAGGAACUUUGAUAAGGUCCUGGCAGAAUGGAAGCAGAAGUAUGAGGAGGGUCAGGCAGAGCUGGAAGGAGCUCAGAAGGAGGCUCGCUCUCUCAGCACUGAACUGUUUAAGAUGAAGAACUCCUAUGAGGAGGCCCUGGAUCAUCUGGAGACCAUGAAGAGAGAGAACAAGAACCUGCAGCAGGAGAUCUCAGAUCUGACUGAACAGAUUGGUGAGACUGGAAAAAGCAUCCAUGAGCUGGAGAAAGCCAAGAAGGCUGUAGAAAGUGAGAAGGUUGAAAUUCAGACUGCUCUGGAGGAAGCAGAGGGUACACUGGAGCACGAGGAGUCCAAGAUUCUUCGUAUUCAGCUUGAGCUCAACCAGGUCAAAGGUGAGAUUGACAGGAAGUUGGCAGAGAAGGAUGAGGAGAUGGAGCAGAUCAAGAGGAACAGCCAGAGGGUGAUUGACUCCAUGCAGAGCACUCUGGAUUCUGAGGUCAGGAGCAGAAAUGAUGCCCUGAGAAUCAAGAAGAAGAUGGAGGGAGACCUGAAUGAGAUGGAGAUUCAGCUGAGCCAUGCCAACAGGCAGGCUGCUGAGGCCCAGAAACAGCUGAGGAAUGUCCAGGGACAGCUCAAGGAUGCCCAACUGCAUCUUGACGAAGCUCUCAGAGGACAGGAAGACAUGAAGGAGCAGGUUGCCAUGGUGGAGCGCAGAAACGGCCUGAUGCUGGCUGAGAUUGAGGAGCUGAGAGCUGCUCUGGAGCAGACAGAGAGGGGCCGCAAAGUGGCUGAGCAGGAGUUGGUUGAUGCCAGUGAGCGUGUUGGACUGCUUCACUCUCAGAACACCAGUCUUCUGAACACCAAGAAGAAGCUGGAGUCUGACCUUGUCCAGAUUCAGGGUGAAGUGGAUGAUUCAGUUCAGGAAGCCAGGAAUGCUGAGGAGAAAGCCAAAAAGGCGAUCACUGAUGCUGCCAUGAUGGCAGAGGAGCUGAAGAAGGAGCAGGACACCAGUGCUCACCUGGAGAGGAUGAAGAAGAACCUGGAGGUCACAGUCAAGGACCUGCAGCACCGUCUGGAUGAGGCUGAGAACCUCGCCAUGAAGGGUGGCAAGAAGCAGCUCCAGAAACUGGAGGCCAGGGUGCGCGAGCUGGAAGGUGAGGUUGAGGCUGAGCAGAGGCGUGGAGCUGAUGCUGUAAAAGGAGUCCGCAAAUAUGAGAGGAGAGUAAAGGAGCUGACCUACCAGACUGAGGAGGACAAGAAGAAUGUGACCAGACUUCAGGACCUGGUGGACAAGCUGCAGCUCAAAGUCAAGGCUUACAAGAGACAGUCUGAGGAGGCUGAGGAGCAGGCCAACACUCACAUGUCCAGGCUGAGGAAGGUUCAGCAUGAGCUGGAGGAGGCUCAGGAGCGUGCUGACAUCGCUGAGUCCCAGGUCAACAAGAUGAGAGCCAAGAGCCGUGAAGCUGGAAAGGUAAUUUUUCCACAAAAUGUUCCAUUGCUUUUUCAGGAAGUGACUCUGCUGAAUGAGAUACAAGAUCCAGCUGAGGCCUUUUAA